This is a messenger RNA of Thecamonas trahens ATCC 50062, 1365 nucleotides long. RefSeq lists its product as uncharacterized. Gene Ontology annotation, cellular component: Cdc73/Paf1 complex. The transcript is spliced from 2 exons. Bases 1 to 1347 code for a protein of 448 amino acids. Lineage: Eukaryota; Apusomonadida; Apusomonadidae. Gene Ontology annotation, molecular function: RNA polymerase II complex binding; chromatin binding. The record is from RefSeq and is a predicted model, not a curated record. Gene Ontology annotation, biological process: transcription elongation by RNA polymerase II.
AUGCAGCGGACGUUCCUCAAGUUCGAGCCACGGUCGCCGACAUAUGGACCGAACGAGUCGUCCCGCUCCAGAAAGUCAGCAAAGAAGAAGGAGAGCAAGGGCCGCGGGAGGAAGGAGCGUGGCGGGCGGCAUGGUGGCAAGGGCGAGGUCGACGAGGGGCCCAAGCACCCGCUGUGGACCUCGUCGUUUGUGGCCAAGAUGAAGUUCCGCAACCAUCUGCCGGCGGUGCCCGUGGAUUCGGUCUUUCUGGCGUAUCCGUUUCCGGACGACCGGUUUACGGCGUACAAGCCGACGACGCUCGAGCGCGACAACAAGGACCUGGUCCUGCUCAAGGAGGCUGGAGUGGAGACGAGGGCCUCACUGAUUGAUCCGCGCGAGGGGGCGUGGCCGGAGGAUCUUGCGGCGGCGGCGUCGACGGAUCCGGUGCAGACGGACGUGCUGGUGCAAAAGGCGGCGGAGGCGUCUGCGGCACGGGCGAGCCGGCUGGAGCUGGCGGACGAGGACACGCGGCUGAUCGAGCUCGGCGCACGGUCGCUGCAGGAGAACGCGACAGAGCUUGCGCACGUGACGUUCCUCCGCAAGGGCCAGUACCUCGGCAACGAGUUUGUGGGCGUGCACGCCGGUGUGGCGGCCAACCCCGAGCGGCUGCACGGGCGGUCAGCGCUCAACACUCUGGGCGAGGACAGGGUGCUGACGCUCGAGGAGCAGCGCGACGUGGUGGACGCGACGUUUGUGGACGCGGGCAAGGCGCCGGUCCAUCCUCGGGUGCCUGGGAUGAAGGCCAAGCGUGUGCUGGAGAUUGUGCCGUCGAGCGAGCUCGACUCGGAGCGGCUCAACAUUGUGACGUUCCAGGGCAAGCCGGCGGCAGAGCCUGCAGGCGCGGUAAUCAAGGGCGGCGAGCACGACGGCGACACGUUUGUCAUGUACCUCCUGCCGAAGAGCAACAAGCGGCAGCGCCGCCUGGACGAUGACGACGUGAGCGCCGGCGCUGCUGCCGGCUCCGAUCCGUCUGAGCUCGAGUGGAUCCGCGAGUUCAACUACGAGACCCGGGCGCCGCCUGAGCUGUUCAUGCUCACUGUCGACGGCGACGCCGCCAGCUACGCGCCGAUCAACACUGUGCUCUCGCUCCACAAGCGGAAGCCGGUCGGCUCGUUCCAGGCGCAGCACGUGCGUCCGGCAAGCAUCACGUCGACGCGGGUCUCGGCCGAGGAGCUGGCCGCCCGCGAGUCUGCGCUCGGCAGCUACGACGACGGCGAGCUCGAUGACGAGCUCGGCGGCGAUGGCAUGGACGACAUGGACCGCAGCGCGUCGCCGACCGGCCUGCUUGCACCGAUGACGACCGCGUAAAUGUAACGCCAGACACAG